ACAGGUGCAUACUUUUAGGGCGCAUCGUGUUAUUGUGGCAGCGCGAUGUGAAUGGUUUAAGAAGGCUCUAAUGUCCGGCAUGCAAGAGAGUUUGACAAGAAAAAUAAUUGUCACCGAUUGUUCACCGGUCAUUUUCCGACGCCUAUUGUUGUAUCUAUAUGGUGCACCAAUUGACAAGACUGUGGGUCCUGAACAUAUCUGUGAAUUAAUGCUAUUGGCUGAUAAAUAUUCCAUAGAUGACUUAAAGGAAUUGUGCGAAAAUACUUUAAAUUCUCAAAUAGAUGAACAUUCGGUAUUAUGCCUGUUGGGUAUUGCCGAUCAUUAUAUGGCCUCGGCAUUGAAAUCCAAGUGUCUUUCAUUUCUAUCACAAAAUUCACAUUUAACAAAGGCUGCUAUGUUUAAGGAAUUGUCACGGCCGUUGCAACUCGAAGUUAUGGACCUAAUCCAUUGGUAUGGUCGUGUAUCUGAGCCAUGGUCAGAUACGGGUGGCUUCAAACCGCGCAGUACUUCCCGACACAGUCUCAAGAGCCCUUCAAAGCCCCGUUCACGUUCUAGAAAAUCAUCACCAUCCUUUAUGUGACACUGACUUUUAAGGCUUAGGGGAAAUUAAAUUUAAGGUAA
This is a messenger RNA of Musca vetustissima, 621 nucleotides long. RefSeq lists its product as uncharacterized. Bases 71 to 580 code for a protein of 169 amino acids. Gene Ontology annotation, molecular function: ubiquitin protein ligase binding. Gene Ontology annotation, biological process: regulation of proteolysis; proteasome-mediated ubiquitin-dependent protein catabolic process. The transcript has 4 exons. The record is from RefSeq and is a predicted model, not a curated record. NCBI's taxonomy places the organism in Eukaryota, Metazoa, Arthropoda, Insecta, Diptera, Muscidae. Gene Ontology annotation, cellular component: nucleus; cytoplasm.